This is a messenger RNA of Thalassophryne amazonica, 1362 nucleotides long. RefSeq names its product hydrolethalus syndrome protein 1 homolog. Lineage: Eukaryota; Metazoa; Chordata; Actinopteri; Batrachoidiformes; Batrachoididae. The transcript has 12 exons. Gene Ontology annotation, cellular component: centriole; non-motile cilium. The record is from RefSeq and is a predicted model, not a curated record. Gene Ontology annotation, biological process: cilium assembly. The coding region runs from base 272 to 1336 and encodes 354 amino acids.
AUUACUUGUUUCUCUUGUCGUAUCUGGCAACAACACGCGCUUCAUGUGCUUCGAAGCAGGGUUUGUUGUGUCGGAGCUAACGGCUGUUGGUUUUCUGAGCCUUUAGACACAACAUUGCGCUGUUGUUAACGCCAAAUUUUAACGUUAUCACGUCGAUAUGAAGUGAUUUUAAAAGAGAAACGCUUUUUGUUCAGGUGUUUGGGCUUUUAUUUUGGCGGCGUUGCCUCAGGUUGCGCAUUCUUCCUGUCUUGAGGCUGUAAAUUUUGGGGACAUGCUGGAUUUCUCUGAAGAGGAAAUUGAAGAACAGCUGAAGCUCCUGGGCUACAAAAACAUCCAGAAACACAAGCUGUGUGAAUUUAAACGAGAGCUCGAUGAACUGAUCCAACAAGGAAAAUGGGAAAACCUGAUUCCUUCCAGUCAGAAGAAUUCCACUGGAUCUCACACCAUCAUGUCUCCUGUGACUCCGCCUUCCUCCGUCAAAGAACGCGUCAGUCCGUGCUGUGUACAAAGUCCCAGUGAUGGAUUUUUCUUACAUGAGUUUGAAGAAGAACCUAACAGGCCAGUGCUGACGUGUCAGAACAGAGACUUUGGGCAAAAGAAGGGGCAGAGCGACUCAUACGCUCAACACUCUGUGGCGGCGAAGCACCGCCUACCUCCAGGAGCUCCGACCACGCUGUGGGCGGCACCGGGUUCGGAACUCAGCGAGAGUCCCACGUCUGUGCCGGGACUCCGGCACAGACGCUUCAUCAAGAGGAAAGUGCUGAGGAAACGUGACGGACAGUCUGUGGUCUGCGAUGAAUCCGUGUACAGUGAAGAAUCAGAUUCAGUGAGCUUUCUGAGUGAACGUCUGGCAGAAAUCGAUUUAUCCGCUUCAGAGAAACACGAUUCUGAGACAGAGAACGAAGACGUCACCAGCUGCUCUGAUCGUCAGAGCGCCGAGUUGCAGGAAGCGUCUCUGAGCGCCUUUGAGUCCUACAUCAGGAGUCUGACUGAAACUCGGCGAGACUUCAGGAUCCGAUCCAAACCCAAAUCCUUCAUCCGUCCGGCACUCGGUCAGCAGAAGGUUAAGAAGAGCGACCCCGUGGCCAAGUAUUUCUACUACAAGCGGCUGUGGGAAGCCUUGAAGCUUCCAGGUGAACAGGACCGCAGCGCCCUCCACAGGGAGAUAAAGGAACAGCUGGUACACCAACCGCCACCGCAGCCUAAACCUCGGCGGGUUUACGUACCAAACACGUACGUUGUGCCAACAGAGAAGAAGCGCUCAUCUCUGCGGUGGGAGAUCAGGAACGACUUGGCCAACGGUGUCCUUCCUCACAAAUAUGUUUACCGAUUUUAGGCCUUGAGCUGCUGUACGUGUUUUUU